AAAAUAAGCCCCUGUGUAGACUCAGAGUCAGGCCCAAAUUGUUCGGGGUCAAAGAUCAGCUAAAUAAGCAGAGUAAAUCGCGACACUGGAGUUGCUUGCCAGUCAAAUCGGCUAAUACCGGUAGUUUUUGUAUUGUUUUUGUAAUCGAUUGGCUGAAAAAUAGAUAGAUAGUCAAUAGAUAAAGUUUAGCAAUGGAGGAGACGGACGAAAAUUGUCAGACGAGACAUGCGCGUAAAAAUGAUAUGCUCAAGAUGUAUUACAAUGUCGAUGGUCAAAAUCAAUCUUCAGUUUCCGAUGGACAUCUGGAUAUUGACAGCAACAAUUUCAAACCUGAGGAUUACCUUCGCAAAUUAAAGCAGGAAAAAAAUUUGGAGCAGCUGAUGGAUACUGAACAUGACAUGGCACGUCAGAUACGAACAUUGGACAGUGAAAUGCAAACAUUGGUGUAUGAGAACUACAAUAAGUUCAUCAGUGCGACAGAUACAAUUCGUACAAUGAAACGAGAUUUUCAUAAAAUGGAGGAUGAAAUGGAGAAAUUAACUGCAAAUGUGUCGUCAGUUGCAAAAUUAAGUUCUGAAAUUAACAGUACAAUGCAUGACAAUCGACAGAAAAUACUGAAGCUAUCAGGAGUUCAUUCACUGCUCAAGAAGCUGCAGUUUCUGUUUGAAUUACCAUCCAGGUUACAAAGGUGCCUUGACAUGAAAUCAUAUUCUGCUGCUGUGACAUAUUACACCAAAACACGAUCUGUUCUUAGUCGUUACCAACACAUGGAAUCAUUCAGUGGAAUUCAACGUGACUGUACUGAAAUUAUGAAUCAAGUUAUCGAAAAAUUAAAAGACACUUUCCAUAAUAAGAAUUCUACACCGCAGCAAUUAGCUCAAUGUGUUGGCUUAUUAUUACGAUUAGGAGAACCACCAGCAUCCUUAUGUGAUGAUUAUCUUCAACACACAAAACGAAAGUUACUGGAAGAUUUAGAGGAACUGGAAUCAUAUCUAUCAUGCAACUUCCUUACAUCUUCAUCAAUUACUAGAAGUUCAACAAAAACUACUAUUGUCGCAGAAGAUAGCAAAAGUAUUGGAAAUACCAAUGAAGAAACAGAUGAACAUACUGAUGAUAUAGUUGAACAAGAAAAUACCAGGUUGUUGAUUGACGUAUUAGAAUUCAUUGAUCGAGGCAGUAAUGGAUUUUUGAGCAAUUUGUCUUUAACAAUUGCUGCAUAUGAGAAUCUGUUCGUUAAUCAAACAAAGAACAUUCCUGAAACUUUAUUUCAAGAAAUCGCAGAAAGCUCAAGCAUGAGCGAAAUUCAGGAGGACAUGUCAAGAGUUGCAAGUGACAAAUUGACUGUAUUCGUGAAUGAACAGUUGAAACAUUAUUUUACUCUCGUGGAAAAACGAUUGGAUUUUGAAAAAGAGAGCAGUGAUAAUGCUCUUUUGGUCAGAGCUUUGGAUAGAUUCUACCGCAGAUUGCAAGCAACUCGAAAUUUGCUUCCUAGUGUUGAUGUGAUGACACCAAGCUGCAAUAUUGUUAUCAAGUCUGCUAAAUCAAGAUGUGAACAUUAUAACACUGCAUUAAGACAAUAUUUUUCUGAUUGUCUGACUGAUGCUAGACAUAUCAUAGCUGCAUCGAAAACAUCUGGUGGCAAAUCCACAAGCUUCAACAUGUUGGAUCUACUGAAUACAACUGCUUCAUCUAUAUUAAAUCAAAUCAAAUCUGUUCUUGCUGAUGUUCAACUAUUCACUGCUCGAGAUAUUAAUUUUUCUUCCAAUCCUUUCUUUAAUAAAGAAUUCCCAGCCAAAUGGGUCAGAGAGGAAAUCAUUGUCAAUUUCAUCCAUGAUUUCUGCAAAGUUAUGGAGGGUUUCUGCUCUCCCAAUAAAAGUCCUGGCGGAAAAUCACCUUCUCCGCCACCAGCUUUGUUACUUCUUCUGUCAAGAUUGUGUAAAGACUUUGAAUUAUCAACUGUUGCUUAUGUUCUGACUUUAACUGAUGAACAGUUUGCUAUAUCUGAAAGAGACAAAGUAACAUCGGCUGCAGAUCUAACUUCUCAAGUAGGACUGAUAGCUCAACGUAUUCUUGAGUGCUAUGUGAAGCAAUGUGGUCAAUCUGUUUCAAAAAUGCUACGAACAAGUGUUGAAACUCGAGAUUGGGCAAGAUCUGUUGAACCGAGACAAGUCCGUGCUGUGAUGAGAAGAGUGGUUGAAGAAAUUACUCAGAUUGAUGUUCAAGUUGGAUCCUUAUAUGAGGAAGGUUUAAGAAAAGCUCGGAGUAGUGAUAGCAGCAAACGAACAUUUCAACAUCCAACAUCAACAUCAAGACAACGCGACAGAGGACAUUGGGGAAAUUAUGCUCAAAGUUCCAACAUGGACAACAGUCUGAUGAGCAACAUACAGAAACUAUUUUCUGAACGAGUUGAUGUUUUUGGUCCAGUUGAGUUUUCAAAAAUGUCUGUGCUUACGAGUGUAGUUAAAAUUGCAUUAAAAACACUACUGGAAUGUGUCAGACUUCGAACAUUCGGGAAAUUUGGCUUACAACAAUUGCAAGUGGAUUGCCAUUACUUGCAGAUGUACUUAUGGAGGUUUGUAUCCGAUGAAAACAUUGUACAUUGUAUGUUAGAUGAAGUUAUCUCAAGUGGGAUUCAUCGUUGCAUUGAUCCAGUGAGGAUGGAACAAAGUGUGAUUGAGGUCAUCUGUGAACGUGGAUAAUAUGGUAGAUUAGUACGUUCAGUGCAAUAAAUCAUUUAUGUGGAUUUCUCGGACAUCAAAGAAGCGACGCAAAAGCCAGCGGAGACUCAAACAAAAUGCACAAUAAUUCGGAAAACAAACAUAAUAUUGUGUUUAUACACUUCCAACUUGAUGUCCAUGAUGAAAAAAGGAAAGCAAACAAAAAAGUAAUAAAUAUAUAACAUCUAGGCACUUACACGUUGAUAGGAUACAUAGUCGUAUUGCAAAAAGUGAAUAUAUCUGGCGACUGUGCAAUACUUAGCAAGUCUCUUGUUUCUUUGAAUUGCUAUUUAUUCUUGUAAUGUAAUGUUUGAUUAUGAUAUCUCUUAGCACUAGUAGUCUAUACAAUUUUAUCUUUCUUGAUUUGUGGCACAUCAAUUGUGGUUUGCUCUCUUUAUGUUGUAGUAGUAGUAAAUGUCUGGUUCCGAU
Styela clava is the source of this 3146-nucleotide messenger RNA. Its product is annotated as vacuolar protein sorting-associated protein 51 homolog. The record is from RefSeq and is a predicted model, not a curated record. Gene Ontology annotation, biological process: endocytic recycling; retrograde transport, endosome to Golgi; Golgi vesicle transport. Lineage: Eukaryota; Metazoa; Chordata; Ascidiacea; Stolidobranchia; Styelidae. Gene Ontology annotation, cellular component: membrane; GARP complex; EARP complex.